AUGGCGCGCCGCCGGUGCGGAUCCAGCCGCCCCGGCCAUGGUGCGAGCUCCCUCCACCUCCGCCUCGCCACGGCCCGGUCGCGUCUCCGCCUUGCCGCGGCCCGGCGAGGGCGCUCCGCCGCCGCUGUGGCUGUGUCGCCCGCUGCUCGCGGGGCCCUGCACCUGCUCGGCCGGCCGCGCCCCACGGCGGAGGGAGCAGCAGGGAGGGGCGCCCCACGGCGAGAGCCCGGGCCGGGGAGCUCGAGGGCGGGAGCAAGGGAGGAGGAGUGGAGGGAGAAGCUCCAGGGGGCGGUGCUUAUGGCAAGGCCCUGCUCGCCGUCGUGGCCACCGCAGGCCGCGCCUGCUCGCCUCGCCACGCCACCAGAGAGGAUUGGCCCGCGUCCGCCGCCCCGCCACGGCGCGCCUCACCAUGGCCGUUGGCGGAGGCCGUCCCGCCUCGUCGUGGGCCGCCGCCGCGCCGCGCCACGCGUGCCCCGGUCCGCGCCGCGUGGGCGCGAGCCGCCGAGCAGGGGGGCCGGGUUCGCCAGAUGCCACGGCGGGGGGUCGGGUUCGCCGUGGACGUGCGCCGGCGGUGGCGAGGAGCGUGGGCGGCGGGCCCGCGUCCGUCCCCCAGUGAGCAUGGCGCGGAACAGGGGAGGUGGUACAUCGGAGGUUAUGGAUGACGUCAUGUACGAGCUUCAUCAUGACGUCUUCUAUCGUCGCUAG
Panicum virgatum (switchgrass) is the source of this 705-nucleotide messenger RNA. RefSeq names its product serine/arginine repetitive matrix protein 3-like. The coding region runs from base 1 to 705 and encodes 234 amino acids. The record is from RefSeq and is a predicted model, not a curated record. NCBI's taxonomy places the organism in Eukaryota, Viridiplantae, Streptophyta, Magnoliopsida, Poales, Poaceae. The transcript is spliced from 2 exons.